Messenger RNA from Stylonychia lemnae, 1107 nucleotides. The record is from the annotation of a GenBank genome assembly. NCBI's taxonomy places the organism in Eukaryota, Ciliophora, Spirotrichea, Sporadotrichida, Oxytrichidae.
AUGGAAUCGCUUUCAGUCUAGUCAAAAGAAGAGCCAUAAAUUAAGAAAAGAACUAGUGCCAAUCUUUCAUCACUUUUAGACUCCACAAAUGUAUUGAACGUAGCUGAUAUGUCAAAUUGCAAUACUGUAUCUGGAAGGACUCUAUAGAAGAGAGGAUCAUUCCAGUUUGCGAAAAAGAGCAGUUUUUCGAAGAAGGGUUCUUCAUCUAGAAGUGCUGACCUAGGAGAUGACUAAAUAUAGGGCAGCGACACUAAGGAAAGACAUGAGGAUGGUAAAUCUUACCUCUUCAGAAUGAACUCUGAUUUUGAUAGGAAAAAAUAUUAUGAGGAGACAGUCCUAAAGAUUAUGAAUGAGAUGUCAGUUAGUAAGAUUAUAGAGCCUCAGGGGUGUAGUUAGUUCGGAGAAAGAUUUCCAAAUAAAAGUCCACACAAGAGGACUAUUUUUCUUGAUCUUGAUGAUACUCUCAUAUAUGUAUCCAUACUAAAGAUCGAUAAUGAAUUAUUAAAAGGCCAUCAAAUAGAGUUAGAGUCUAGUGGUGGAUAAAUAAUGAAGAUGUAUGUUUAUUUUAGACCUGGACUAUAUGAUUUCUUAGAUUCUAUCUAUGAAAACUUUGAAAUCGUUUUAUUCAAUAAUGGCUCACUUGCAUAUACAGAGAGUAUAGUUAAACUUAUUCUAGAAAAUUCUCCAGCAGGUAAGAAAGACUACUUUAGCCAUGUAUUAUCUAAAGAGCAGUGCAGCGCUAAUGACUCAGGGCAUGAAAUUAAAAAUUUAGAACAUUUUUGUAAUUUCGAUUCAAAUAGGGAAAUCAAUGACUGUUUAAUUAUUGACAAUAACAUCUAUUCCUUCCAAAAGCAUUUGACAAAUGGCUUGUUGAUAGAUAAGUUUGAGGGUAAUUCCAAUGACGAUUGGCUUGAAAUACUUAAACUAUAUAUCAGUGAUAAAUUCUGCGGUGAAGCAUCAAUUAUAGACAUAAGAAAGACUAUAAGUUCUGAUUUCAACUUUGAUAGGAUUGUCAACAACACAAGAACAUCAAUGAUAAGGUAGAUGAUGAAUAAAAAUCUUAUAGUAGAGGCACUCCUUCAGGAGGAAAACAUGCAACAUGAUUGA